Molecule: messenger RNA, 1791 nt
Organism: Pipistrellus nathusii (Nathusius's pipistrelle)
Lineage: Eukaryota; Metazoa; Chordata; Mammalia; Chiroptera; Vespertilionidae
Source: the annotation of a GenBank genome assembly
AUGGGUAAGAAGAGUCGAGUAAAAACACAAAAAUCAGGCACUGGUGCUACAGCAAGUGUGUCACCAAAGGAAACCUUGAACCUGACUAGUGAACUGCUGCAGAAAUGCAGUAGCCCUGCUCCAGGCCCAGGGAAGGAGUGGGAAGAAUAUGUGCAGAUCCGGUCUCUAGUGGAAAAAAUACGGAAAAAGCAAAAAGGUCUGUCUGUUACUUUUGAUGGAAAAAGAGAAGAUUACUUUCCUAAUCUAAUGAAAUGGGCCUCUGAAAAUGGAGCUUCGGUUGAGGGUUUUGAAAUGGUUAAUUUCAAAGAAGAGGGCUUUGGUUUGAGAGCAACAAGAGAUAUCAAGGCAGAAGAAUUAUUUUUAUGGGUUCCACGGAAAUUACUAAUGACCGUUGAAUCUGCUAAAAAUUCUAUUUUGGGACCCUUAUAUUCUCAAGACCGAAUUCUUCAAGCCAUGGGAAAUAUUGCACUGGCCUUUCACCUGCUUUGUGAGCGCGCCGACCCCAACUCCUUCUGGCAGCCCUACAUUCAGACCCUGCCCAGUGAGUACGACACCCCUCUCUACUUCGAGGAAGACGAAGUCCGGUCUCUGCAGUCCACACAGGCUGUCCACGAUGUCUUCAGCCAGUUUAAGAACACCGCUCGGCAGUACGCCUACUUCUACAAGGUCAUCCAGACCCAUCCUCACGCCAACAAACUGCCCUUGAAGGAUUCUUUCACUUACGAGGACUACAGGUGGGCAGUCUCUUCUGUGAUGACACGACAAAACCAGAUUCCCACGGAGGACGGUUCCCGGGUAACCCUGGCUCUCAUUCCUCUGUGGGACAUGUGCAAUCACACCAAUGGCCUGAUCACCACUGGGUACAACUUGGAGGACGACCGCUGUGAGUGUGUGGCUCUGCAGGACUUCCGGGCUGGAGAACAGAUUUACAUUUUUUAUGGCACUCGGUCAAAUGCAGAGUUUGUGAUCCACAGUGGUUUUUUCUUUGACAAUAAUUCACACGACAGAGUGAAAAUAAAGCUUGGAGUGAGUAAAAGUGACAGGCUCUACGCGAUGAAGGCCGAGGUGUUGGCCCGUGCCGGCAUCCCCACGUCCAGCGUGUUCGCCCUGCACUUCACGGAGCCGCCCAUCUCUGCCCAGCUGCUGGCUUUUCUCCGGGUGUUCUGCAUGAGUGAAGAAGAACUGAAGGAACAUUUGCUAGGAGAUAAUGCUAUCGACAAAAUUUUCACCUUGGGUAACUCUGAGUAUCCUGUGAGCUGGGACAACGAGGUCAAACUCUGGACAUUUCUUGAAGAUCGAGCCUCACUUCUUUUAAAAACGUAUAAGACAACCAGUGAGGAAGACAAGUCCUUCUUGAAAAACCAUGACCUUUCUGUUCGUGCGAGAAUGGCCAUCAAGUUGCGCUUGGGUGAAAAAGAGAUUUUGGAAAAGGCAGUGAAGAGUGCAGCUGCCAACCGGGAGUAUUACCGCAAGCAAAUGGAGGAGGGGGCGCCGCUGCCCAAGUAUGAGGAGAGUAACCCAGGGCUGCUGGAGGGCGGCGGGGCGGACUCGAGGCUGCCGCUGGUCCUGCGCAGCCUGGAGGAGGAGGCUGGCGUGCAGGAGGCCCUCACCCUCUCUGAGGUGGUCAGCCGAGCAAAGGCUGCGGAAAACGGGCCCAUGAGUGGCCAGAACUCUAUUCCCAACGGGACCAGGUUAGAAAAGGAAAGUUUAGAUCCAGAGGAAAGGAAAAGAGCGACCGAAGACGCCAAAGAGCCCUCGGAGAGCCCCGAGGGAGUCAGCGAGCAGCUCUGA